CGUCCACGCCCUCUCUUUCUCAUCAUGUUUGUCAGACAAGCAGCACGCGUAUUAACGAGUAACGCUCGCCUCUUCUCAUCGUCGGCGUCACGCCACACGAAGGUGGCCGUACUCGGUGCCAGCGGAGGUAUUGGCCAACCAUUGUCCCUGCUGCUGAAGCUCGACCCGCUCGUGUCGUCCCUUAGCCUGUACGAUAUUCGUUUGGCACCCGGUGUUGCUGCUGAUGUCAGCCAUGUUGACACUCCUGGAGAGGUCAAGGGAUACCCCGCUGACAAGCUUGAUGAUGCUCUUGACGGUGUAAAAGUAGUCGUUAUCCCAGCUGGUGUUCCGAGGAAGCCGGGCAUGACUCGGGAUGACCUUUUCAAUACCAACGCUUCUAUUGUCCGGGAUUUGGCUUCUGCUGUCGCCCGUGUAUCGCCCGAGGCACACGUUCUUGUCAUCUCCAACCCUGUCAACUCUACUGUCCCCAUCGUCGCGUCCGUUUUUGAGAAGGCUGGUGUCUUUGACCCGCGCCGCCUUUUCGGUGUUACCACGCUCGAUGUCGUUCGUGCCGCUCGUUUUGUCUCCGGUUCCGUGAACGUCGCGCCCGCUGAAGCGCCGAUUACGGUUGUUGGUGGUCACUCUGGCGUUACCAUCGUCCCUCUCCUGAGCCAGAACAACUAUGGCAAGUCGAUUACUGGCGAGACGUACGAAAAGCUUGUCCACCGUAUCCAGUUCGGUGGUGACGAGGUUGUGAAGGCGAAGGAUGGUGCUGGCUCCGCAACUCUCUCGAUGGCAUAUGCCGGGGCUAAAUUCACCAAUGCGCUCCUCCGCGGUCUCAAUGGCGAGAAGGGCGUAAUUACUCCAACGUUCGUCAAGAACGAUCUCUACGCAGACAAGGGCGUCGACUUCUUCGCUUCCAACGUUGAGCUUGGCAAAAACGGGGUGGAGAAGAUUUAUCCAGUUGGCCCUGUCACUGCUGUGGAACAGAAGCUCCUUGACGCUGCAAUUCCCGAGCUCAAGAAGAACAUCGAGAAGGGCAAGGCUUUCGCAGCUCAGUAAGGGCGUCUACAGUGCUGGCAUUCGAUCUGCACAAAAUGCGUAGCUUUCGGUAGACGGCGCUAGACCUCUAGACAGAUCGUGCUGAAGCAAUCAAAAUCUAUGGCCUUAAUAUUGGUUCUUAAUGUCUUUUCGAAAUACUUUGACCAGUCACGCAAGUUAUAGAACUAUCCGAUCCGAACACCGCUCCGAAUGAUUGAUAAGUAACGACGUCGAGGUAAGGUUACACAACGUCUCUUGCUGUGAUGACGUCGAACAUAGGCAAAGUAUACAUUUAUUCAAGAAGCUCAGUAGAUCCCAAUAUAUUU
This is a messenger RNA of Fomitiporia mediterranea MF3/22, 1346 nucleotides long. RefSeq names its product NAD-malate dehydrogenase. Bases 25 to 1041 code for a protein of 338 amino acids. Lineage: Eukaryota; Fungi; Basidiomycota; Agaricomycetes; Hymenochaetales; Hymenochaetaceae. Gene Ontology annotation, cellular component: cytoplasm; mitochondrion. The record is from RefSeq and is a predicted model, not a curated record. Gene Ontology annotation, biological process: tricarboxylic acid cycle; malate metabolic process. Gene Ontology annotation, molecular function: L-malate dehydrogenase (NAD+) activity. The transcript is spliced from 6 exons.